CGACAACAAUGAAUUGAUACUUUGUAAUAAAUGUUUCCAUUACGUGUAAAUAUGAAGGGAUUUCGAAGUGUAUGUGAGUUUAAAUGCUGGGCGCGGUUUCCAGUUCCUGCGCAUGUUUAUUGCUGUUCCUGAAUGCGGAAGACAAACAAUUGCAGCCAAGCAAGGACUUCACACGCAAAGAACUUCUAACAUCUCAAACGUAACAAUGUUCCCAAAUCAAGGUCCAUCCAAUCCAGCCUUUCCCCCUGGCUACAACCCUGCGUACCCCUCCGCCCCCAACGCAGGUGCCUUCCCGCAGCCCCCGCGUCAACAGUACCCGCCCGCACAGUAUCCAGCAGGCGUCAACCCAAUGAUGCCCACCGUCCCUCCGGGUGCAAUGCCCUACCCGGGGGUUCCAGGACCACACGCUUACCCCGUGGCCCCCGGCGGCUAUCCGGUAGCCCCUGUGGGAGGUGUCCACCCCACUGCGUACCCACGCUCCCCGAAGGGCCACCACCACAAAAAAAAGGGCCAUCAUAACAAGGGUCAUCAUCACCACGGGGGUGUCAACUCCCUUAAUCCCUUGAUGGGGGCAGUAGGUGGGGGCUUGGCUGGCAUGGGUUUGGCUGGCAUGGGAAUGAUGGGACACAAAGGUCACAAGAAGUUAAAGAAGCUGAAGAAAGGGCACAAAACGCACGGGCACCACAAACAUGGAGGCAAGUCUUCCAGUAGUAGCAGCAGCAGCAGUAGCAGCAGUGACUCCGACUGAGGCCAUCAUCCAAUGUGUAAACAUUAUGCCGCCACACAAUUGUGUCUAAUUGCUAAAAGCCAAUAUUAAUAAGAAUUAACAUGAUUUGCUUUGUAUAUACAGUACUUCGAUUGAGUUAGACGUUUAAUGUUUAGUGUAUAUUUUAGGAUUUUUGGAAUAACAUAUACCACUAGUUCAUGGGAUUUGCUCUGUGUUGUUCUAGAAAUCUGUCUCUAAACCUGUUACAAUUUUUGAUUGUCCUACCACUGUUUUAAAAUGAAUGCAUUAAUCUUUAAUAUGGCGAUUUUUCCUGUAAUAAAUGCAUAAAAACUACAAA
Molecule: messenger RNA, 1064 nt
Organism: Corythoichthys intestinalis (scribbled pipefish)
Lineage: Eukaryota; Metazoa; Chordata; Actinopteri; Syngnathiformes; Syngnathidae
Gene: prr13
Product: proline rich 13
Exons: 4
Coding region: 113-748 (211 amino acids)
Source: RefSeq, a predicted model, not a curated record